Coregonus clupeaformis (lake whitefish) is the source of this 2454-nucleotide messenger RNA. It is a transcript of the gene plvapa, whose product is annotated as plasmalemma vesicle associated protein a. Bases 563 to 2149 code for a protein of 528 amino acids. Lineage: Eukaryota; Metazoa; Chordata; Actinopteri; Salmoniformes; Salmonidae. Gene Ontology annotation, biological process: regulation of vascular permeability; positive regulation of cellular extravasation. The record is from RefSeq and is a predicted model, not a curated record. The transcript has 6 exons. Gene Ontology annotation, cellular component: caveola.
GUCUGUGUGUGUGUGAUGUUGUGUUUGUGUGAUGUUGUAUACAUGUGUGUAUAUGUGUGUGUAUGUGUGAUGUUAUCCUAACCCCUGACAUGAUGUCCAGGGGUGGAGAGUGGGUCAAGGAAGGAGUUCCCAGAGUGGGAAGUGUGGCGAGGCGUUUAUAAACUCCUGACCAUGUUUACACCUCAGACACAAUCCCGUCUUCUCACACGAUAUUACGCUCAGCAGAAGAAACGUCUGGAACUUUACUGUUUGGGCUGUCAGUGUGUGCUACCUUAGGUCAGAAGGGGGAUACUAUCUCCACUACCAGGGUCUGCCUACGAUAUCUCACAUCUUAUUGAUUUAUUUUUCAUUUAAUUUGGGAAAGAAGAGUUCAGUGCUUGGGGUUUAACGCUCUCUACUUGGUCCUCAAGAAGUGGACCCCAUUUGAACCAUCUAAUUCUGUCUGGGCUUGGCUGUUUCUCAGUAAGGGUGUUCUGUUCUGUUCUGUACUAUACUGUACUGUUCUGUAUUGUACUGUACUGUUCUGUGCUGUUCUGUAUUGUGCCUCAGAGGCUUAACAGCCAUGUACAACAGCAGCUACUCCCAGGCCAAGUUUGGCUUAGAGAGCAGGAGGAAGAUCCAGAAGCCCAGCGGGAAGAGCUGCGGCUACUACAUGAGGCUCGUCUUCUUCUUCUCCUCUCUGAUCCAGUCCCUCAUCAUCGUCAGCCUGGUGCUCUUCCUGGUCUACGGGAGCUCCCCAGACGCGGCGGCCGAGAGCCGGGUCCAGGACCUGGAGAAGAGCUUCAGCCACCUCUCCAUUGACAACGUCAACCUCCGGCAGCAGGGAAAGAACCUGACGCAGCUCCUGAACGCCACCCUGACUGACAAGAUGCGCAACGACAGGGAUAUGAUGAGUCUGCGUCAAGUGGCAAACAGGUCUGGCAUGUUCAUCGCCAAUCUCAAAGGACUGGUGUAUCAGUGUGAAAAGGAUAAGGGAAGCUGUCAGCAUCAACUUAGCAUGAACCAAUGCCACAGGGCCAUGCCACCAAAUGGCAACAACAAGAAAAUGCAAGAAAACCAGGUCCAGCAGCUGGAGCAGUUGCUAAAGCUAGUGAGCUCCAACUUCAGUCAGACGGUGCAGUUCAUGAGGAUGGAGAUGGAGAACACAGCCAUGGACCGGGACUCCCUCACCCUUGAGGCCAUCUCCCUCCAGAGGGACAAGACCUUCCUGCAGAGACAACUGGAGGGCUACAGGAAGAAGUGCAAGGAGGACUUUGUCCAAUCACUGGCCGGCAUCUCCGACGUCUCUAAAGCCUUCCUGUUGAAGAUCGACAACCUCCUGCCCAAUGUCAGCCCCUUCCUGCUCACCUGCGAGAAGCAGCUCCACCACCUGGACCAGAUCCGCAACAACUGCACCGGUCUGUCCCGCGAGGUGGAGACCAAGUUCCAGCACUACCUGGACAAGGUGGGCUCUCAGAUGUCGGAGAUCAAGGGCCACAGCGCCUGGCUGCAGGCGGAUAAAGACCAGCUGAAGGAGGACUACGACUGGUGUAGCUACAAUCGCAGCGCCAUGGCCCUGGAGCACCACAAGAAGCUUCAGAAGACCCAGGAGAAAUACGACCGAGAGACGGAGAGAAUGCUGAUGGACCGCAGGAGGCUGCAGGGGAACAAGGAGCUGCAGGAGACGGCGAUGAAGAUGAAGGAGGGUGAGAUCAGCAUUCUCAAGGACAAGAUCAAUAACCUCAACAGCUCACUGGCCAACUGUGGCUCCAGGACCGGCAUGGGUAACUCAGGGAUGUCCGGACCAAAUCAGACUGGGCCCUGGGGUAGCAGGCAUGGGAUGGGUGACCCUGGCUCAACUGGGAAUGCAUUUGGCGGGGAAGGGUUGAGUGCAACAGGGCAAGGUAACAGGGGGUCAACUGCUGGAACAGGAUUGGGGGCUGGAACAGGUGGGUGGGGUGCUUCUGCAACAGGAAACGGCAACGCAGGUUUUGGCAACACAGGAUUGGGUAGGGCCGGGUCAAGUGCUUUGUCAUCAUCAGGCGCCGCAAGGAUGAACGGAUCAGGAAUGGACAGCUCGAACGGUUACAGUUUAGCACAUAUCAAUCAACACUUACGAGAGCUGCAGCAGUAUUCCAACCCCAACUCCGGCUCAGAAGUAUCUGGGUAAUCCAUGAAAUUUCACAGAGGAAAAUGGAGGAAAGAUGGAACCCUCUGCUCCUUCUAUUAAACCCAGUCUCCUCAUAUUGAGUUCUGGUAUGUCAAUAUAUGUAUAAUAUAAUUUAUACCAACAGCAGCUGCAUUGUAAUAUAUAAUAAAAUAAAAUCUGCUGCUACUGUGACAUGUAUUCAAUUUUUUUGAAUGUCCUUGAUAACUACCCACAAAUGUAUGUUAUUUGAAUAUGUUUAUUUAGUCAGGAGAAAGGCAUAAAAGUAGUAAAUAAGCUGUUUUCAAUGUACUGUAUAUACUUUUAUU